Sus scrofa (pig) is the source of this 4372-nucleotide messenger RNA. Lineage: Eukaryota; Metazoa; Chordata; Mammalia; Artiodactyla; Suidae. The record is from RefSeq and is a predicted model, not a curated record.
CGGAUGUGGGUAUUUUUUUCUUCCCCAGCCUCUCCUAAUGAGGCAUAAACUGGAGCUGCAGCCCAGCUCCGCACUGCAACUUUCACUCGGGCCGCGGCUCUGCUGAGACGGUUUUGUUUAAAUCAUGUGAGGCUUCAUUAUUUUUAUGAUGAGACAUGAAAUAGAUGCAGGCGGAAGAUGUUGAUGGAAGGAGGGAGAGCAGAGCAGCUGCGGCGCGGAACGUCUCAAGUACGACUCGAGUGGAUAAUAGUCAAAGUUCACGAGGAACUGCAGCAUUUCCACACCCCCGACUCCCGGGGAGAGAGGGGCGGGGAGAGUUUGGAAGGAGACGUUCGCUCCGGCCCGGCCCGGCCCGUAGGAAGGGUGAUUCGGUCUUAGGUGGGUUCCGGACCCACUCCCCUUACUUGCUGGAAUUCAUCACCCCCCUCCCCCAAGAGUUGAAAUGACCAUCUUUGGGUGCUUAUGGCCACUUCUGCCUCUCUCCACUCUGCCGUAAUAACAAAAUGCUGUUCCUGCAGGAAGGAAAAGUGACCGUCGGGGGGGGGGGUGGUUGGGGAGAAGUGGCGAGAAGAGAGAGGUUUCGGGGAGCAAGGUGCCUCUGUCCUAAUAGGUUGAGAUUCAGACUGAUGCGGCACAAUUUUACGGGGGCUACCCAGACUGCUGUUAUGAAAUACAAGUCAGAUUUAUGAUCUUUUUCAUAUUGAACAUGAUAUGCUAUGCUAACGCUGCAUGUGACAGUUUAAUCAAAUCCAUUUGUUACCAUGAAGCUAAAAGGGGCCGCUGGGAUUUUGGGAUUACGGGCAGAGUUAAGGAAGCAUGUGGCUUUGUCAUUCGCCAUCAUUUUGCACACUGCCACACUGCGAGGGGCUCUGUGUGUGCGCUGUGUCUCGUCUGGCUGCCCUCAUCCCUUCCCCCACCCCCCGCUGCCGCUCCGACCCGCUCCCAAAGUGGCUUCACAAUAGUCGGUCCUCGGUGGAGGCUGCGCACCAGGUCCGCACUUGAGCUAAAUUUGAGAGACCCCCUUCCACUUCUACCUUUUGGGCUGGGUGCUCAAUGCGAAGCUGCUGCAACUCAGGCACGCCUAAGUCAACUCAUGCAGAAAAAGGAGAAAAGUUUUGGUAUACAAAUGCUCUCAGUCCAGCCAGACACCAAGCCGAAAGGUUGUGCUGGCUGCAACCGAAAGAUCAAGGACCGGUAUCUUCUAAAGGCACUGGACAAAUACUGGCAUGAGGACUGCCUGAAGUGUGCCUGCUGUGACUGUCGGUUGGGAGAGGUGGGCUCCACCCUGUACACUAAAGCUAACCUUAUCCUUUGUCGCAGAGACUAUUUGAGGCUCUUCGGCGUAACAGGAAACUGUGCAGCUUGUAGUAAGCUCAUCCCUGCCUUUGAGAUGGUGAUGCGCGCCAAGGACAAUGUUUACCACCUCGACUGCUUUGCAUGUCAGCUUUGCAAUCAGAGAUUUUGUGUUGGAGACAAAUUUUUCCUAAAGAAUAACAUGAUCCUUUGCCAGACGGACUACGAGGAAGGUUUAAUGAAAGAAGGUUAUGCACCCCAGGUUCGCUGAUCUAUCAACAUCACCCCAUUAAGAAUACAAAGCACUACAUUCUUUUAUCUUUUUUGCUCCACAUGUAUAUAAGAAUUGACACAGGAAUCAACUGAAUAGCGUAGAUAUAGGAAAGCAGGAUGGUUAUAUGGAAUAAAAGGCGGACUGCAUCUGUAUGUAGUGAAAUUGCCCCAGUUCAGAGUUGAAUGUUUAUUAUUAAAGAAAAAAGUAAUGUACAUAUUGCUGGAUUUUUUUGCUUGCUAUUCGUUUUUUUGUGUCACUUGGCAUGAGAUGUUUAUUUUGGACUAUUGUAUAUAAUGUAUUGUAAUAUUUGAAGCACAAAUGUAAUACAGUUUUAUUGUGUUACCAUUUGUGUUCUGUUUGCUUCUUUGUAUUGUUGCAUUUAGUACAAUCAGUGUUUAAACUUACUGUAUAUUUAUGCUUUCUGUAUCUACCAGCUAUUUUAAAUGAGCUGUAACUUUCUAGUAAAGAAUUGAAGAGCAAAUCUCACUAAUGAUACACAUAUAGAUAAAGCAAGUCUAUCAACAUUAAAAAUACUGAAAAAGAAAGACACACAAAGCAUUUUAGCAACAUCCACUAUUAUUACCACUAUGAUUUAGAGUCUAUCCGUGUUCUCAUUAUAACCCCCUAUUUUCAGGGGGUUAAAGAUCAGCUUUAAAAAAUACAUAAAAAUUUCAUCUUAAAGCACUUUCAUUUUUUACCAACGUGAAAAGUGCCAUUUUUAGAAUAACUUUAAAGCUUAACAGUUAUCCUUUUAAUAUCCUUUUUUGUGCUCUUUAUCUAUUCAAUGGCUCUGUUUUGUUUCCUUCAGCCAUUCACCCCUUACGUGAACUAGUGCCUUUGGGUAUCAUUUAAGAAUUUUCCAAAGGGUUACUUUAAAAAAGUGUUACUGCAAUUAUGAGAUGAUUUUUAAAAUGAUAAAUUUCCUGUACAAAUUUUGCCCAGAUUUCUCCAUAUGAGCUAAGGGUAUAAUAACUUCACGGUUUGAUACAUUUCUGGCACUAAAAGGUUUUGAGUGCGAAUCUACUGAAACCAUGAUAAUGCACACUGAAGCUGUGAUAGUUGAGGAGUGAAGUUACUUUUGAUCAGAGCAACGUAGUGCUCACAAAAUCUUCUAGAAGAAGAGAAACAAAGGGAUUGAUAAAAAGCUGAGGACUGGUGAUUAUAUAUUUUUCAGGAUUUACCCACUUAUUUUAACGUUCAAAAGUGAACGCUUUAAAAGUGUGACGUGUCUUACUCUCAUUGCUUUCUCUAAAUAAUUACCCACUCAGAUCACCCUUAGGCUGUAAUCUGUCAUUCCAUUUUUUAAAGGUGAAAAAUCAUUCUCUUACCUACAUGAUAACUGAUAAAGAAAAAAAGCUUUCUAGAAACAAAAAUUAUGGAGACCGAUUAUUUAAACUGCAAUUAAGGAAAUAAAGAUGAGACUAUGUUCCCUUCUUCUGGGUUGCUCACACUUUGCUUGUUUGCUUUUGCUCUAUGAGAACUACUUUUCAACAAAUCUAAUUCCACAAUAGGCACAUGUUUGCGAGAGCAAACUUUAGUGCUGUGGGCUUUCUUUUUUCCUUGCUUUUUUUUCUUGAUCACUUGUAUAAGAAACAGUAUUUCCCAGUGUUAUUUGCAUACAUACUUUGUCCUAACGAUAAAUGCACUGCAAAUGAAAAUUAAAUGUGAUACCUGAAUUCUUGGUUUGGGGCCAAAAUAUUAAGCUGAAAAUAAUGCAGGUGUGGAUUUGAGUUGUUUUCAAACAAAGCUUUACUAUGAACAUGCAUGUGAGUCUGGAUAUUGCUCCUCAUUUUUAAGAAAAUGGUUCUGUGAAAAGUGAAUGAUAUGUAUUUUUACAAAUGCUUCAUGGUUAAGAGUGUUCAAGUCACAUAUCCCCCAGAUUUGAGAUAUAUAUCCAAAAAAAGAAUUUCAAAAAUAGCAGUUUGGGGCCCACACAGUUUGGGCUCCACAAAAUAACUAUUAUUUUAGUCUUAGAGCCUUACAUUUGUUUCUUGAAAAGACUUGCAUAGCCAAAACCAAAUAACCAAAACCAAACAGAACAGAACAAAGGGGAAGAGGAUGGGGGAGACACGUGAGAAGUGGUUUUCACUGAGCAGCCCUGCUUAGUCUCCAUUAAGAGUCGUUUGACAUUCAUGUGGAUGUAAAAUUUUAAUUGUCAGUAUCUUUCGCAAAUGAUCUUUUUAAGAUUUAAAUGGUUUUGCAUAUGUUUAUCUCUGUGUCAAAAUACUUGCAAAUUGGGAACACACUUCUCUCAGCUUCUUGAAGCUGUUCAAUUAUCCUUGCCACCCAAGACCAAACAGGUUUUUACUGCCUUUUCUUUUGCUUAAUCCUUUGGGAAUUAAUUCUUACGCUUUUUACUACAAACAAAAUUACUCACCUGGAUUAAAGAUUAAGGCCUUAAUCUCCUUAGAUUAUCUUUAAUCUCCAUAAAAUUGUGGAACAAGACAGAAAUAGGCCAUUUUACAGCUAAUUGCCCAUAAAUAGUAGCAGUUUUGACCUGAAGUACUAAGCUAAUUGUCUUGACUACUCAAAGUCCCUGAAUUGCUGUCAACUUUCCUCUUUGUGUUGUGUAUCCCUGACGUCACUUAGCUUGUUAUCUGAAGCCUCCAGUCGGACACCUCCGAUGGAGCUUUGAUUUCUCAAGCAGUGAAAGCUCCCCUCCUCACACGCGUCUCCUGUAGGCUGCCUAUGAUGAAGGACCAGACACCUCCACUCCUCCAGCGUGCUGGCUGAGUUUAAAAGCUGACCUGUGUUUGUAAUUUCACUUUCAUCUUGCUUAAUAAAUAUCUGCUGGAUUCUUUCAUU